This is a messenger RNA of Egretta garzetta (little egret), 929 nucleotides long. RefSeq names its product histone H2B 8. Gene Ontology annotation, cellular component: nucleosome. Lineage: Eukaryota; Metazoa; Chordata; Aves; Pelecaniformes; Ardeidae. The transcript has a single exon. The record is from RefSeq and is a predicted model, not a curated record. Gene Ontology annotation, molecular function: DNA binding; structural constituent of chromatin; protein heterodimerization activity. Bases 66 to 446 code for a protein of 126 amino acids.
ACGGGGGUCGCCGCUAUUGUACUUACGUCGUUCCUGCGGUAGACAGGUAGAGACGGGCUUGUAAGAUGCCGGAACCAGCCAAAUCCGCUCCUGCUCCGAAGAAGGGCUCCAAGAAGGCCGUCACCAAGACGCAGAAGAAGGGUGACAAGAAACGUAGAAAGACUAGGAAGGAGAGCUACUCCAUCUACGUGUACAAGGUGCUGAAGCAGGUGCACCCCGACACGGGCAUCUCGUCCAAGGCCAUGGGCAUCAUGAACUCCUUCGUGAACGACAUCUUCGAGCGCAUCGCCGGCGAGGCCUCGCGCCUGGCGCACUACAACAAGCGCUCCACCAUCACCUCGCGGGAGAUCCAGACGGCCGUGCGGCUCCUGCUGCCCGGCGAGCUGGCCAAGCACGCCGUCUCCGAGGGCACCAAGGCCGUCACCAAGUACACCAGCUCCAAGUAAAUCUCGGUUCGAAAGAUCGUCUAAUCCAAAGGCUCUUUUAAGAGCCACCCACGCAUUCAGUAAAAGAGUCGUUCACACUGGUUCGGUUCGGUGAGUGGUACUUGUGUUUAGCGCUGUCUUACUUCCCAGGCUAGGACAGCAUUUAAUUUUAGGGAAAACGUUUUUCAUGUUAAAGGUACCGGGAAUGGUUUGCGUGGUCUCGUAUAUGCCCUACUGUUAACUCGCGCAGGUCUAUAAAAACACCUAAUCAAGUUUUAAAGCUAUUAAAGCUUUCCUUCCUCAUUUUAGAGUAAUUGGCUCCAGUGUUUCUGUAAGUGCCGAGAUUAUGGGUGGUAGGAUUUAGGGGGUUUCGUUUGUUUUUUGUUUCCCCCCUCCCAUUCCGAUAUAAAAUAAAGCAUUUAUUGUUUUACAAUACCGGCCUUACUCCAAUGCAGAUUAUCCCUUUUCUACCAAAACGUCGUCUUUCCCUUUAAAUAUUAGCUG